Messenger RNA from Blepharisma stoltei, 1322 nucleotides. NCBI's taxonomy places the organism in Eukaryota, Ciliophora, Heterotrichea, Heterotrichida, Blepharismidae. The record is from the annotation of a GenBank genome assembly.
AUGGAACCUGAAAAUAAUUCAGAGUAUUUAGUACCUUUUACUUACUUCAAGAUAAUAAUUUUAUUUUAAAUUAUCUUUUUUAUUGUAAAAAGAACUUACUCCCCCCCCAUCCUUGAUCGAACGAUUGACUGUAAAAAUUCCUAAAAAUUGGGGAAAUUACCCCCAUUCUUGAUCGAACGAUUUUUUAUAUCAUGACAAUUUUUAUAUAUAUAUAAAUAUAUUAUUUAUCAAAAGCUUGGGAAGAUGUACAUAAUGAAGUUGUUUUCAGAGCUUUGAGACGACAGAAAGCUGCGGAAUCAACCAUCCGAAGUGAUUUAGUUAUCAACAUAGGCUUACAAACUCAAUAAUCUAAUAAAAUAGAGAUUUUUAAAAUUUUAAAAUUUUUAAUUCAAUAAGGAACAAAUUAAAAUUUAUACAGUUUAAAGGGAUAACUAAUAGAUCAAAAUAUUAAAAAUUGGUAUUUUAUGAAAUUAAUUAAAUUUUUUGCUGUAAAAAUAAUUAUUAAAUACUCUUAACCAUCUUAUUUAAAAGUAAAUAAAAAAAAAUAUAUAUAUAUAUAUUUUUUAUUUUAUAUAUAAAAUUUUUUUUCCCCAAAAAAUUUUUUUUAACCCCCAUCCUUGAUCGAACGAUGGCGAGUCGUUCGAUCAAGGAUGGGGGGGGGGGGAGUUAGCUAUUAUGAACUCCUUACUUUAAUUUUUUUGGUAAAAAUAUUUUAUUUAAAAAUAAUUUACAAUUCAAAGGAGAUUUAGAACAAAGAAUAUUGGGAAAGGCGCUACGAAAACGAAGAAACCUAUGAUUGGCUCCUAAGAUAUCCUCAAGUCAAAGAAGACAUCUCGCCAUAUAUUACACCUGAGGACAAAAUCUUAGUCCUUGGAUGUGGAAACUCUAAGUUCAGUGAGGAUUUAUAUCUCGAUGGAUAUAGAAACAUAACAAAUAUAGAUAUUUCUCAAAUAGUCAUCGACAAAAUGCAAGAAAAGCAUCAAGACAAGCCAGAAAUGAGGUGGCUAGUUAUGAAUAUGCUCAAUAUGACUUUCAAUCCAGAAGAAUUUGACGUUGUCAUAGACAAAGCAACAAUGGAUGUUCUCCAAUGUGACAUUGAAGACGUAUGAGAUCCAAGCGACGAAGUAAAAUCAAGGAUUUCCCAAUUCUACCAAAAUGUAUACCAAGUCCUCAAAAACCAAAAACAUUUACUACAAAUUUCAUUUGACCAGCCUCAUUUUAGAAGAAAAUUUGUAGAUACAUCUAAAUGGAACUUAUCAGAGAAAACUCUUGAUAAAGGAGGACUUCCAUAUUUCUUAUACACCUUACAAAAAAAGAUAUAG